Molecule: messenger RNA, 228 nt
Organism: Penicillium atrosanguineum
Lineage: Eukaryota; Fungi; Ascomycota; Eurotiomycetes; Eurotiales; Aspergillaceae
Exons: 3
Coding region: 1-228 (75 amino acids)
Source: RefSeq, a predicted model, not a curated record
AUGCCUGAGGGGACAGGAUACUCGUAUAACAGCUCCGGCACCAAUAGCCAGGGCAACCACUAUUGCUCCCGUGACUACGGCUCUGGCUCUUCUAACUCGAAUAGCUAUCACUACUCUAAUUCCAAUGGCUCGUACUACUAUUCCAACCCUAAUGGAAGCUCCUACUAUAACAGUGGACAUGGUAGCUCGACUUAUACUCCUCCCUCGGGAAACUCGGGGAAGAAAUGA